ACAUAUUUAUUAUUAAAAAAAAUUUCACCAAUUAAAUUUCUGCCCCUGUUUGCAGUCGUCGUGUACGAAAACAGAAGUGAGCUAAUUGGCAAAACAAUAGCAGCCCCACCCGCACACACCACAUCACUCUACCACAUAGUUGAAUACGACAAGGCGGAGAUAAAAGUACAACAGUACCUCCCCCCGCUCGCUACUCAUUUGGGCUAUCGCCAUGGCCGACAACAAUAAUCUUCGCAACGCUGUGAUCAACGAGGCGCCUUUAGUGCCGCCGACGAGUAUUGUUGGACCCGGAUUUUCCAGUGGGCCUCCGCCAGAUGCAGUGCUGCGCACUCCCUUCGCCGGUAAUGUGCGUGCUCUACCAAACCUCGCCCCACCACUUCCACUGUCGCCGUUUCAACAGACGCAAUAUGGAUAUGGCGGAGCAUAUGGAAACAAUAGCUACGCUGGUGGCUAUGGCGGCUACAACACGGGAGGAGGAUUCGGAGGAGGAUAUGGAGGAAUGGGCCAAUUUGGUAGCGGUUGGGGAGCUCCGUACAGGUCGUAUUGCGGUGACUUUGGCGGAGGCUACAACAGAUUUGGCGGUAUGGGGGGCAUUGAUCCGGAACAGCGAUUCAUCCAGAUGGCCGAGGCAAGCUCGCGUCCAGCGUUCCAGAGUAUAGAGUCCUUAGUAUCGGCCAUUGGGAACAUUGCCUCCAUGCUGGACUCGACAUUCUUUGCGUUAACGAGCUCAUUUCGGGCCAUUCUCGGCGUGGCAGCGAACUUUGGACGUCUGCGCAGCGUUUUUGCGCAGUUCUGGACGACAUUUACCAUCUUCCGAGGGCUGAAAUGGAUCUACAGAAAGAUUCUUUUCUGGCUGCGAUUAUCGAAUUUGGAUCCUUCUUCGGAGGCCUUCAAGAAGGCCUUUGCUGAAGCUCUCAACGAAAACCAUAGUCAGGUCGGAGGGGGACCACAGCCUCCGCGAAAAAGAAAUUCGCCCUGGCCGGUAUUAGCCUUCAUAAGCUUUAUAUUCACGGCUCCCUAUCUGAUCAUGAAGCUGUUGGGCUCGGUAACGAACACGGCCCAGGAGGAAGCCCGCAAUCCAUCCAAGUGGGUCGCACCGAUUCACACCCAGGCUGUGUACGAUUUCGCCGCUCGGAAUCAGAGUGAACUCUCGCUGAGUGCCGGCCAGUCGCUCCAGGUGGCCCCCCGCGAGAUCCAACAGACUGUCAAUCUGCUCAAUACCGGCUGGGCCUUGGCCACAACAAAUGGCCAGACUUCAGGCAUCAUUCCCAUUAGCUAUGUGAAAUCACCGCAGCAACUACGCCAGGAUCAGGAACAAGUUAAACCCACCCAGCCGAGACCUGAGCUGAUGAAUCUUUCUACAGAUGCUUUUCCCGCACCGCCGUUGGAUCAACAAAUGAACUACGACUUCAACCUGGCGGCCCAGCAACAGGCACCCCUUGGGCCGCCCUCAACUGCAACAGCGGCAUUUGAAGAGGGUUUCGCUUGAAUUACCCCAGCCAGUGGCCCCCCCGUGCACAGUCCUAAAACAUAGCUUUAGUUUAAGUAUGUAUCUUCGGUUGACCUGUUGUAUUUUAAGAUAGCUUCCGCCUUUUGUAAGUAUAUUUCCAUUUAAGAUUUUUGAAUUUGUAUGUAAGACUGUUCUGCUCUGCGAUCCGAUCCCAAUGAACUAAAGUAAACUACAACAACAAACCGA
This is a messenger RNA of Drosophila miranda, 1696 nucleotides long. RefSeq names its product probable peroxisomal membrane protein PEX13 (gene Pex13). The record is from RefSeq and is a predicted model, not a curated record. Bases 212 to 1489 code for a protein of 425 amino acids. Gene Ontology annotation, molecular function: protein binding. Gene Ontology annotation, cellular component: peroxisome; peroxisomal importomer complex; peroxisomal membrane. Gene Ontology annotation, biological process: protein import into peroxisome matrix, docking. Lineage: Eukaryota; Metazoa; Arthropoda; Insecta; Diptera; Drosophilidae. The transcript has 4 exons.